GGAGGAACUAUACGUGGACGACAAAUAGAAGAUCACGGCCAUGCGCCAAACGUAAAGGUGUCCUGUGUUCCAGCCUCUUCUAGAUCCUUCGUGUCGAGAAUCGAAAAUACAAGAAUAUCUUAGAAGAUUCUUUCUCUACCCAGCGUUCCCUUAAUUUAAAUUAGAACUUGCCUUAUCUUUUUCACCUACUAGUCGGAUAAUUCUUCUUCUUCUAAAGGCAAAAAUUCUGUUGCUUCUUUGAAAAGCUACAACAGUCUUGAAAGUCGCAGCGAAUUGUGAAUCCUGAGAUCUCUGAGAGAAAAUGAGCACAGUUGUGGAUGCGGUGAACCAACUUCUCCACUUCCCAGAAUCCAUUGAAAGGGUAGUGUAUCCGUCCCGCUCGCAUGAGACAAGUGAGAACAGGGGUGUGAGUAGCAUACCAGUCGACAUUCUCGAUUCCCCAAAGGAGUACAUUUUCUACAUGGACGUUCCUGGGUUAUCUAAGUCUGAAAUUCAGGUGACUGUGGAAGAUGAAAACAUACUAGUGAUACGAAGCAAUGGGAAAAGGAAGCGUGAGGAGAGCGAGGAAGAUGGGUGCAAGUACGUGAGGUUGGAGAGGAGGCUACCUCAGAAAUUGAUGAGGAAGUUCAAACUGCCUGAGAACUGCAAUGUUUCAGCUAUUACUGCUAAAUGUGAGAAUGGAGUGUUGGCUGUGGUAGUUGAGAAGCUUCCUCCACCACCUAAGCCUAAGACUGUUAAAGUUGCAAUUUCAUGAAUUUUAGUUAUUAUCAAUGUACAUUUAUCGUAAUUCAGCUUUGUCAUGGAAUGAAAUGUAUCUCCGUUCAGUAGUAUUUAUGGUGAUCUUUGCAUUUUCCUUAACUA
Molecule: messenger RNA, 861 nt
Organism: Nicotiana attenuata
Lineage: Eukaryota; Viridiplantae; Streptophyta; Magnoliopsida; Solanales; Solanaceae
Product: 17.4 kDa class III heat shock protein
Exons: 3
Coding region: 302-754 (150 amino acids)
Biological process (GO): response to salt stress; protein complex oligomerization; response to hydrogen peroxide
Source: RefSeq, a predicted model, not a curated record